GGGCAAUGUGUUUUCUUGUAUACAUUCAGUAUACUUGGUUAUUCCUUUUGAUAUAUAUAAUAUUUUUACUUAUAAAUAAAUUAAAAAAAAAAAAAAAAAAAAAAGCAAAGCUCAUAAUCUUAUUCGUGAAGUAUUUUAGUCAUGGUUUUAUAUUAGGUAAUCUUCUUCCUUUUAAUAUUGAGGCUUUAUUAAAUUGUUUUGUCUUCAUUGCAUCUUUUGAGGAUACCUGUUUGUUCUUUUAUCCUAUUAAUGUUUGCAUUGUGAGUAAUCUUAGCAGCAAUAUUUCUAGCCAGCUGUCCAUUAUCUGUUUCUGCUCCAAUUGCCUUUUAGGGUUCAGUUUGUGGCUCUUCAAGAAAUGCUCCAUGUGUGUGUGAAGGACUCUAGAGAAAAGAUUGUUUUAUAAGAAAUCUUUCGGCGGGAUGUGUAACGUGUACUAAGUUAUAAGGAAAUCUGAAGAAAGGUCAAGGAGAAUGCAAAUAAGAUAGCUAAGAGGAGGGAAAGAGCAAAAGCUCAUAAAGAUGACAGUUGUCAUUUCCUCUGCCCAUUCAUUAUGUACACAUUCCUUAUUAUCUCUCUCUCUCUCAAUCAUUCACUGUGGAGUCCUGCCUUUUGUCCUAUAUGGAUUUUGUUUUUCUCAUUUCUAAUAAAUUUAGAAAUGUACCUACAGAGUAUAUUUGGGCCAUUGUUUUCUUUUCAUAAGAUAUUCUGAUUCAUAUGUUCGGUUUGAGUUAGUUAAUAUCUAGUCUACUGAUGCUCUCUGGGGAUUUAGUGGAAUUGUGUAAUAUUUUAUAGAUUCUAGACAUUUUGAAUCCUUAAAUUCUUUUUCAUUUCUUGUUUAGUUUGUCAUUAGAUCCUCUCAUAUAUGCUGGUGUACUUAGUCAGGUUCUUCUUGACAUCUCCACUUCCCUCAAACUGUGUUUUUUUUUCUCAUGUGAAAAUAUGAGGUGAUGGAGAUCAUAUAAGCGUGAUUCACAUUUGAUGGACUAGUCAUGGUGCAGGACAUCUUAUCUGUGUACAACACGAAUGGUGUUUAUAGUUAUUAACUACCAAUAAUGGUACAGAAAGAUAAUGGAGACAUAUUUGGAAGUUGGCACCCCUAUAUCAAAAAACCACCUCUAGCAAGCUCAAAGUCUCCAACUUCAACAAAUAAUUUUCAUUUUUACAUUGUUGUCAAAAGUAGGGGAUGCUAUUUAUGUGUUAGAAAGGCAAUAUAAAAGUUUGCCUUAUAUGGUGACCCUCUAAUGAGGUAAGUAAAUAAAUGCUCAGCUAAAAAAAGAAGCAAACAUUUGAAAUUCUGUACCGUUAGAUAAAAAGUGAAUGAAUUUAAUUUUAAAGAGAUUUCUGACUAAUCAAUUAUUGAAACUAAGGAAUUUACGUCUGUUAUCAAUAUUAACAUGAAUAACUGACAAAUAUUUUACCUUUUGUGCAACAAAAUAGUUGGCACUACAUUGGAGUUUAUUUUCUCCAAAGACAGGAAAUAUAAUUUCGAAUUUUCCUUAAACCUUACCCUUAUUAAUAUAAAUAGCCAUUUUAUCAGAAUUGACUUGAUAGAUUUUGUUAUCUGGUCACAUCCCAGAAUAUUUGGCAAUGGUGGUUAUAGUUAUAACAAGUGUACUUUUUUUAUUUACUUUUGUUUCUUUAGUUCCUUUUCUAUACCUCCUCUCCCUUUCUCGUGGGGUGUUGAGUCCUUUAUUGGGUGGUGGUUGUUAUGUACACUUACAAACUUAAAUGGGAUAAUAUAGAAUCCCAACACAACCUCUUUUUUAUGGUGCAUUAAACCAAAAGCUUAAAUUAUCAAGAGGUGGGUCAACAAUGUAUGUCAUUCUCAGAUAUACACUAACAAUUUCUUAUCAUGUUAAGUGGAAAGGGGAGUGCACCUAAUUGGAAGCACAUAUAAUUUAAGUGCUUUACAUACUAGAAUGUUAUUUACUGCUAUAAAAUCUGUUGAUGCAAUAGUAAAUCUGCACUUGCCUUAAAUCAUUAAAUGUAUUGAUUGAGAGCUGUAAAUCCUAUCAAGUUUUUUAUGGUAAUGUUGUUCAAAUUAGAUUCUCUAGAACCUAAACAUGUAAGCAUACAUUUGUUUGCAACUGAGCAGGGCUUUACAUAGGAUUCUUCUAAGUUUUGGAAUUUGCAGUUGUGAAGCCAUCCAAUAAAGUUUUGCCACCUAGAUAUCAAUUCCAGAAAAGGCAUAUAUUUUGUCAUUUCCUUCAAGAAAAGAUAGAUAUUAGAUUUUAUGCUUUGCACCAGGGUAGUUUGUUGUCAUGACUUGGUACGUUGGCCGAUUAUUAUAAGAAUAACACUAUUGAUUUAUGGAUUGUGACAUUCUAAUGGAUUACCAUUGACAGCGUUGUCGUAAAUGCCCGACAGUUUGGAGUUUGAAUCAUCUGAAGGGCGGUGCCGCUGGGGGAAUAAGCUGCUAUUGAGCUGCUGCUACAGGAGUUUUUUAUCCUUACCACAUUAUUCUAUGAUUGCUUUUAUGGCGAUUUCUCUCUUCAUAACUCCCUAUAUCUAGGUAUGUAAUAUAAUGCAAGUCCAGAGUGAUGAUUUGACAGAAAUAUUGAGAAGGGUCAAUUUGUCAUCGACAUGGCAAAGAUGUUAAUUUAAAAGCUGUAGGUGUUAUAUCUACAAGGCAUCAUGCUAAACUCAUGGCAGUCUGACGCACAUUGUUGUCAUCUGCAACUCAUUUUUCCUUUUAAGCUUCACACUGAAGCAAAAUGGCCUUGUCUAUCCUUAAAGAACUGCUCCAAGGAUAUGUGCAAUCAUUGUUUGAUGAGGGAAUAAUAAGCAAUCAGUUUUCUCAUAUUCAGUCUUUGGAAAGUUUGGAGGAGCCUGAGCAUGUUGUGCAGGUGAUCGAUACGUACCUCAUUGAUGUCGAAACAAUUUUAUCAGAAUUAACAAGCUACAUGGAUUGUCCUGAAGUCGACUUCUCUACAUUGGCUACACUUUCUCACAAAGUAGAGGAGAGAAGCUUAAGCAUCGGUGCCGAGCAUGUGAGACUUGCAUGUGCUGAUCUCAUUCACGCUUGUGAUCAGAUGAACAAGGAAAACUUCUCCAAAGCCUUAAUUUGGGUAAAGAAUGAUUUUGCACAAACCCGAAACAAGCUGGAGGUGUAUGCUCAGGUAUUAAACAGCAUUCAUUUUGUCUUAUGCACUUCCAAGCUAGGGUUUUGGAAGAACCUACAUAUUCUGUGUUCUUUUGGAAAUAUGACUUUAUUUUCCUUUACCAAUUUAAGUCUUCUUUGGGGAGAAAAUUGUGGAGACUUGAUAUGUAGGACUAUAAGAAUUUUAGCUAGUGUUGAGUGGAAUUGGGAGCUGGCUUUACUCAGGGGCACAGGUUUGCACUAAAACAUUUCACGAGUUCAGAAAAAGAAUUUCCACGUUCAUAUAAUUUUAUGACAUCAUUGUAAACUGAUAUACCGAUUAUGGUAGCCUGGAAAGCUAUUUCUUUGAGAAUAUGUUGGUUUGGCAAGCAGUAAGUGUUACCACAAAGCUAGGUUGGGGGAGGGAGGGGGGGCCCACACACAACAAAAGCAGAAGAAAGAGAAAAAUCAAAGAUAAAUAAAAUAGGAAAUAAUUUAAGAAAACAAAGAGACAUUGCUAUUUCUGAGAAUAUGAGGAGUUUUAGUCCUCUCAAUGCACUAGUUGGAGCUCCUAUCACCCUUGCAUUUAUACUUCAAAAGUCUUCAUCUCAUCGUUUCGUAAUUUCUAUGUUGUCUCCGAUAAAGGAUUUUUGUUUAGGAUUUAACAUAGCAAAUCGACAAGAAGUUGAUCCUAUAUCAACAUAUAUCCGGGCUUACAUCUCAUUUCUUAUAAUAGUUUUCUUAGUGCGCUCUUGCUCUUUUAUGACCUCAUGAAAUUAAUUUUUGAGUUGUAAAAUCUUUUUGAGUGUUAAUAAUCAGAUGAUAUAGCUUAUUUCUUAGUGAUAGGAAGGAUUUUAGUGAUGAUACAUAAAUAUGUUCUUGGUGGAACUUAUCAAGACUUCAUUUUCCCAGUUAUUUUAUUUUUUGUUUCAAAUAUUUGUAACCUAAUUCACAAAAUCAAAUGGCAUAAACAAAUUGGCUAAAAUUACUGGGAAGAGCUAAGAUGACAUGCCAACUGGGAGGAAUUGAUAAUUUAUGAUCUUAAACCUAGUCAUGAUCUCCCAUAAGACUCACUGGGCAGAUUAUUCCCAUGUCCCAAUAAGCCCAAACUCGACUGUUUCUUUUGUUCAGAUGAAAAAAAGACUGUGUGUGUGUGUGUGUGUCUUAAACUCAGACGCUCACAACAUAAACCCAAAGGGGGAGCUUCAAAUCAAAGUAAUCCAGGAGAUGAAGGAAUCCAUAUGAGUAUGAAACUAUUUGAAAGGCAUAGGUUACUGCAGCAUUUAUUUUAUAUUUGAGUAAUACCUCAUCUAUUUCUUUUUUAUGUUCUUAAUUUAAA
Molecule: messenger RNA, 4418 nt
Organism: Juglans microcarpa x Juglans regia
Lineage: Eukaryota; Viridiplantae; Streptophyta; Magnoliopsida; Fagales; Juglandaceae
Product: histidine-containing phosphotransfer protein 1-like
Exons: 6
Coding region: 2715-3344 (209 amino acids)
Biological process (GO): cytokinin-activated signaling pathway; phosphorylation; phosphorelay signal transduction system
Cellular component (GO): cytoplasm; nucleus
Molecular function (GO): protein histidine kinase binding; histidine phosphotransfer kinase activity
Source: RefSeq, a predicted model, not a curated record